This is a messenger RNA of Periophthalmus magnuspinnatus, 2068 nucleotides long. RefSeq names its product early growth response protein 2b-like. Gene Ontology annotation, molecular function: DNA-binding transcription factor activity, RNA polymerase II-specific; RNA polymerase II cis-regulatory region sequence-specific DNA binding. The record is from RefSeq and is a predicted model, not a curated record. The coding region runs from base 112 to 1281 and encodes 389 amino acids. The transcript is spliced from 2 exons. Gene Ontology annotation, biological process: regulation of transcription by RNA polymerase II. Lineage: Eukaryota; Metazoa; Chordata; Actinopteri; Gobiiformes; Gobiidae.
AGCUAUUUACAAACGCGCAAGAGGAAUAAAAACAUGGGUCACGCUUCAAAAAGCCAGAGGCACUCAGAAGGGAUGGUUUGAGGAGAAGUGGUCUCACUAAACUCGGACAAAAUGACGGCGAAGACCGGAGACGAGUUGUGCGCGUCUUAUGGCAGUCUGAUGGACGUGAUCCCCAAAGACGUAUUUUCCACAGAGGGGGUCGUGUUCAAAGAGGAGCCCCUGGGGGAGGAGGAGGAGUAUGGGGGGAAGAACGGAGCCGGUGCUCUCGCGUUCGGACAGAAGGACGAACCACCUGUGCACGCGGACUUAACGCACUACGUGGCCACUUUACGCACGCAGCCUUUGACGUUUACGGCCAAGUUCUCUGUGGACUCUCGAAGCGCACGGGGGCCGUGGACAACGGAGGACCUCAUCAACGUCGUGAGCGCGGACAUCGCGGUCGCGGACCUCACCUCUGCGUCCGCGUCUUCACCGGACACCUACCACACAUCUUCAGGAGGGAGCGCGGCAGAGGGAGAGCACGCGGGGGAAGGCGUCAUGGCGCACGCGCAGCCGGACCUCAGCCACAUGUACGCGCACGCUCACUCACACGCACACCCACACGCGGCACCGUCCUACUCAUGCAGCGGGGAUGUGUACCAGGACCAGAGCGCAUACAUGGCAUCUUCUGCGUGCGCCAUGUCCUACCACGCGCCUCAGCCCACGGUGGACGGGGCUGCCCUCCUGUCUUUCGUGCCCGAGUACAGUGGCUUCUACCCGCAGAGCUGCCAGCGGGAGGAACGGAAAUCCCUGCCGUACUCCCUGGAGCCACUGCGGGUUCCACCGCCUCUCACACCGCUCAACACUAUUCGAAACUUCACCCUCGGCGCACCAGGCUCAUCCACAGACGGGCCCAUGGCCGCAGCCUUCCCCGCUCAUCAGAGCCUCCCUCUGAGGCCCAUACUGCGACCCCGAAAGUACCCCAACAGGCCCAGCAAGACGCCCGUGCACCAGCGGCCGUACCCGUGUCCCGCGGAGAGCUGCGACCGCCGCUUCUCGCGCUCAGAUGAGCUGAGCCGUCACUUGCGCAUCCACACAGGGCACAAACCGUUCCAGUGCCGCAUCUGUAUGCGGAACUUCAGCCGCAGCGAUCACCUGACCACGCACAUCCGCACGCACACGGGGGAGAAGCCCUUCUCCUGCGACCAGUGCGGACGGAAGUUUGCGCGCAGCGACGAGCGGCGGCGGCACAUGAAAAUCCACCUGCGGCAGAAGGACAAGAAGGCCUCCGGGUCCUCCUAAACCCCACGUGCCCUGGACUGAACCGUGCAAACAUCACACAAGCCCUGGCCCUCUGCUGCACGCUCCUGUAUCUGAACCACACACUGACAGCAGUCAAUGCAUAUUUAUGAAAAACAGAAAUACCACAUAAAAGUGUCCACAAGUGCCCCGGUGUAAGCUGGUCCACAUAACCAUAACAACAGCCCUAUGAGAGAUACAGAGUGCACGUGCAGCACGGCCCCACACCAGCCCUGCUCUCUCACACACUCACACAUGAACCCUCACUUACAGCUUGCUUUUGUGCUCUUGGGCAAGGCGUCUUGUCUGCUUACAGUUUGUGCUGCUGCUACUCAGGGAUUUAGAGUCCAGGUGAUGCAAGAGGGCAUGUGUGAAUGCAAAAUGUCCUUAUGCAAACUAGAAGAACAAACCUAUUUCACAGUGAGGAAUUUCAUUUGAAUUUAAACCAAUUUGUAGCCACCACAUAUAAAAUGAAGUUAACGACUAAACAGGUCAACACUUUUUAAUACGACUGUUUGAGAGGAAAAUGUUGGAAUAUGAUUUUAAAUAUUGAACUCAGAUGCAACCGCAGACUGUUUUUCCCUCUUUGUAGAUGUCGUUUUGUUUUUUAUACGGUGGGAGGUUGUUACCUGACUGUAGCGUGAUAAUCUGUUCCUGUUUGGCAAAGAUUUGUAUUUUUUGAAUGUUCAUAACUUUUGGAAGAGUCUGAAGGAUAUAUGCGUUUAUGUUGUGGUUUUUUCUUUCAUUUUUAUGCAAUGAGCCGAGCACUGGAGCUUUGACUGUGCUGGAC